This is a messenger RNA of Phyllopteryx taeniolatus (common seadragon), 1478 nucleotides long. It is a transcript of the gene ppt1, whose product is annotated as palmitoyl-protein thioesterase 1 (ceroid-lipofuscinosis, neuronal 1, infantile). Gene Ontology annotation, molecular function: palmitoyl-(protein) hydrolase activity. Bases 148 to 1059 code for a protein of 303 amino acids. The record is from RefSeq and is a predicted model, not a curated record. The transcript is spliced from 10 exons. Gene Ontology annotation, cellular component: lysosome. Lineage: Eukaryota; Metazoa; Chordata; Actinopteri; Syngnathiformes; Syngnathidae. Gene Ontology annotation, biological process: receptor-mediated endocytosis; protein depalmitoylation.
UCUGAUCAAUAUGGUCUAAAGUUCGGGGGUACAAAACCAGUGGCACUUUUCCUACGGGUCCCUCCGCUUCCUUCUGAUUGGCUGGUCUGCCCACCCGCUGUCAUGUGAUUGUGUCAGAUACCGGAAGACUUCAACAACGGUUCCAGGAUGACAGUGGUUGUCCAGUGGUUGCUCCUGGUGGCUCCGGUGGUGCUGGUUGCAAGCAGGCCGGCUCAAGACUCCACCAAUGGGACAGUACCUCUGGUUAUGUGGCAUGGGAUGGGUGACAGUUGCUGCAACCCGCUCAGCUUGGGGGCGAUAAAGAAAAUGAUCCAGCAGGAUAUUCCAGGCAUUUAUGUUCUUUCAUUGAUGAUUGGCAAGAAUUUUGUGCAGGACACAGAAAGUGGAUUCUUCAUGGAUGUGAAUGAACAGGUGUCCAUGGUGUGCAGUCAGCUGGCUCAGGAUCCCCAGUUAAAGGGAGGAUACAAUGCUAUGGGAUUCUCGCAGGGGGCGCAAUUUCUGAGAGCUGUGGCACAGCGAUGUCCUUCUCCACCAAUGAAGACGCUCAUCUCUGUCGGUGGCCAGCACCAAGGUGUGUACGGGCUGCCAAGGUGUCCCGGAGAGGCAUCCCACCUCUGUGACAUGAUCCGAAAGGCCCUCAACACUGAAGCCUACAGUGACCUGGUUCAAAAACACCUGGUGCAGGCCCAGUACUGGCAUGACCCUUUAAAUGAUGACCUUUACAAGAAGCACAGUCGCUUCCUGGCUGAUAUCAACCAGGAGAGGGUCGUAAACGAGACUUAUAAGAAAAAUCUUCAGAUGCUGGACAAAUUUGUCAUGGUUAAGUUUCUACAAGAUUCUGUGGUGGAUCCUGUUGAUUCUGAGUGGUUUGGCUUCCUGAAAACGGGUCAAGCCAAAGAGACUGAAACUCUACAGGAGAGUGUUCUCUACAAAGAGGAUCGCCUGGGCCUGGCUGUCAUGGACAAGGCAGGAAAGCUGGUCUUUCUUACCACAGAAGGAGACCACCUUCAGUUUACCCGAGAAUGGUUUAAUGCAAACCUGCUGCCCUACUUACGCUAAGACCACAAAUUCCUGCCGGUCUUUCUUGCGCCAGAAGGAGACCACCUUCAGUUUACCAGAGAAUGGUUGAAUGCAAACCUGCUUCCCUACUUACGCUAAGAAAACAAACUGUGGGUGAGGGUCAUCCUAACUACUUCGACAUGGGGCUGUAGAAAGCACAGCAUUCCCCUCCCAUUGCACUAAUCUGUAGCAUGCUGAGGAGUUGAGGUUAAUGGUAAAGCUAAUUUAUGUCUACUGCUCUUAUUACUUCUUACUUGAUCGGUUGUUAUUACUUCCUUUGUAAAAGAUUAUAAUUAGGUGAAAAUUGUUUUUUUGAAUGUGAACUUUUUUUUUUUUUUUAGAAUAAAUAGUUGCUAUUAAAGUUCAUUUCCAUGCAUACACGUCUAAAUAAAAACAAGAACAUUAUUGCAACAUUUUAA